UUGGGGCUGCUGCCUUGAUGCCACCGCCAGGCCUUGCGUCUGUCUGUCUUGCAUUCUCUCACCUUCCAUCCCAUCCUUGCCCGUCCAUCCCAUCUUUGCUUUGCUUCCUCCUUCCGUCUCUGCUUCUGUCGCACGCGCAGAGCCGCAGAGCUCUUCCAUUCACCCACACUCACGCGAGCCAACACACCGUCUCGAGCGAGCCAUCAUCGUCUCUAUCGAACCUAAACACGCGCGCUUCCACCUCUCCUCCUCCUUCCAUCACCACCGCGUACCAUCUUGGCGCGCGAUACCAUCCACCAUCGCCAACGCGUCGAGUCGCAGCGUUGCUUGCCCAUCUCGCCUUUCCUUGCUGCUGUGAUCUGCCCAGCUCGUGGCACAUCAUCCUUCUGACUUGAUCGAGACUUCUCCCACUUCCCACACCAGCACCACCGCUCACGCGGCCACAUCGACCGACUGAGCGAGCGAGUCAGACGCACCACCGCCACCACAAUCAUGGCGCGGGUAGCACUGGUGCUGCUCGCAUUGGCGGCAACCACAGCCGUCACUGCCGCAAGCACUUAUGACGACUCCAUGAUCCAAGUCAAGUGCCAAGCCUACGGCUCCACCACGCCAACGGACUGUAGCUCCGUGUCGCAUCCUCGAUGGGUGCGCUACCAGGGCAACCUCUCUCCUUCCCACAAUCACGCCAUCCAAGCUGACACUGGCCCGCCUGCGCUGGUGAUUGAGGCGGAUGUAUUUCUCGCCUCCGAGCUGCCGCCCUCUGGUGCAAAGCUCGACAUCACCCUCACGUAUGGGGAGUGCGCCCAGGAUGAGUACGCGACCUACGACUUUGGCUUCGAGACACUCACGUGUGCUGCUGAGCCGGAUGUCUUUGAGCUCUUUACCUUCGACAACAACGACAUGAGCGGUCUUGGGGCAAUGACGCGAUCAACGUCGUGCUGGCUCUUCUAUGACGACCGCAACGGCGACAACUACCUCACCAUCGAUACGGACUGCCUGCCGGACCUCGCCACGCAGAUUGCGCUGCCAUCAGAUAUGACGGUGUCGAUGUGGGUCAAGUUCCCCUCCAACAUCCUAUACUUCCUCUACACCACGCGCCUUUUUCGCUUCCGCAACGGCAAUCAGAUUGUCAAGUUUGAGGUGGCCAGCAACAACAUCCCCCACCUGUACAUUUCCGAUGCCACGGGUGCCACCAUUGGCGAUCUCUCUGCUCCGUCUUCAUGGGAUGGUAUCUUCUCGACCAUCAGCACGAACAAGUGGAACCACUUCCAAGUGUCGUUUGGCGCCUCGGGCAUGUACAUCUACUGCAACGGCAUCCUGAUCGCCUCCUCGCCAGCAGCGGUCAAUGUCGGCUCGUUGGCCACCGGCACAGAGUUCAAGCUUGGGUCGGGCUACACAGUCUGCGACGGCCUCGGCAUUGACAACGUGGCCGUGCUCUCCGGCCAGCUCACCCCGCGCCAGCUCAUGCAUCGCCUCCCCAUCCGCGGCUGUGUCGGGUUCUCCUGUGCCGUCGACUUCCAGACGAAUCUCGGGCUGAGAACGCUGUCGUACCCAUUCCGAUAUUAA
This is a messenger RNA of Salpingoeca rosetta, 1566 nucleotides long. RefSeq lists its product as uncharacterized. The coding region runs from base 493 to 1566 and encodes 357 amino acids. The record is from RefSeq and is a predicted model, not a curated record. NCBI's taxonomy places the organism in Eukaryota, Choanoflagellata, Craspedida, Salpingoecidae. The transcript is spliced from 9 exons.